UGGGUUUUCUAAGCUCAGGGGACACGGCUCCCUUGGUGUCCGAGGACUUGAUUGCUAGUUGGGUGUCGAGUGGAGGCUCUGAGGGGGCGCUUCAUCCCCUUCAUAGGUGUCCUCGAGCCUCCGCGGAGACUCCGGGUGAGAGAGAACUCAAGGUGGAAUAUUGAACCUACACAGCCCGGGACCUCCCCUUGAGCCUUUGCUUGCAGACGCGGGGCCUCAUAAUGUCCCAGAGCGGUGGCUCUCAACCCUUGAUGCAGCUCCAAGUCUGGUGAAGAAAAUGCUCAGAGCAGAAUGAGCCUGUUCCUGGAAUGCAUUCCUAGCUUGGGGGGAGGCAGCUUUUCACACAGGCUACCAUUGCCACCUUUGGUGAUGUCAUACUCCAAAGGAAGCUGGACGAAGAAGAAGAGGCUGCCUAUUUCUACACGGCAGGGACCACCAGAGGUGCUGUCCCCCACAGAGAAGGACUGGCCUAAAGAUGAUGAUGAGGAAGACUAUGUCCUCCAGGAUCCAGAUCAGGGCCUGGAUUCCCUGCCUCAGCCUUAUCGAAUGAUCAACAAGCUGGUGAACCUUCUGUUUGAUCGGUCGUGGGAACUUAUAGAAGAAAGGGUUGCACUGAGAGAAGCUGACAGCACCCGGAUCCAGCCCACUGUCUACACUCCAGUCACAGGAAUCCAGAUCAACCAAAGACCCAAUUGUAUGGCUAUGUCACAAGACUAUGUAUUCAUUGGAGGAGCCAAAGGAUUCUCAAUCUAUAACCUGUACAAUGCUGAAAGAAUAUACGUUUGGGAGAAACUUAAGGUUGAUGUCACUUCCAUCUGGGUCACAGAUUUAGGGAGUGAAAUACUUAUUUCUCCUGUGGAUGAACUGGGUAUCAUCAGACUGUUCUACUUGUAUAAGGACAGUCUGUUCCUAGUCAAAGCCAUCAACGAAGUGGAUGACACCAGCAAGCAGCCCACCUGUGUGAAGAUGGAGAUCUCUCAAGGCGGGGACUUCGCAGCCUUUCUGCUGCAAGGAGCUGGAGACGUGUGGCUGGAUGUGUUUAAAUUGCCCAGGGAGGCGUGGCUGAAGGAGGUGGAGCACCCACCACUCACUCUGAACCAGAAGAAAAAAGCCAGACAGCUGAGCUCUCUUGAUCCUACAACUCCAGACAAUGCAGACGUGGAUGUGAAUGUUUGUUUUAAAAGUGACUUUAAAUUGAGCCUUCCAUUUCACAUAAUGAAGAUCAAACCACCUAAACCAAUCACUGGAACCACAUUUAAAAGCCCCCUGGAAGUCUUUGCAAAAGUAGAAGACUGUUCCGGGCUGGGCUCCGGGCAGAACCACUUCAUCAGGGACAGCCAGUGGGAGCGGCACACGGAGCUCUUCCACGCCUCUUACAAGAAGCACCUGGACAGGGAGGCGGGGGAGGAGCCGCUCAGCACUGCCACAUUCCACUUCCUACUUCCUAGUUGCAUCACCCUGACAGCAGCCGAAGCCAGGAGCCCCUCAGGGAUGGCCUGUGUCCUGGGCACACACUGGACCGGAAGCCACAACUUCUUCCUCUAUUCGCUGAACCGAACUCUGAAGGACAAAGCCGACCCUGAGGGUGUGUGGCCCUGUGCUGCACCCAUCGUGGCCUCCCGGCUCUGCUGCUCCUCCUCCUACCUGGUGCUGGCCUGUGAGGAUGGGGCUCUUACACUGUGGGACAUGGCCAAAGGGUUCCCCCUAGGGGUUAUCGCCCUUCCUGAAGGGUGUUUCUGCCAAAGCAUUCACUUCCUGAAGUACUUCUUGGUCCACAAGGGACGGAACCUGUAUCCAGAGGGUGCGGUGAGAUCCCGAGUGAUGUGUGUGGUGCUGUGCACCGAUGCUUCCCUCCACCUGGUGACAGCCGGUGGCACACAGGGACCCACCAGCAGGGUGCUCGUGACCAGACCUGUGAAGCACCCGGAUGAAGCCAUCUGUGCAGUGGCCCCAGUCCCUGCCUUGCCUGGCAUGGUGCUGAUCUUCACCAGGAACGGCUCUGUGAACCUCAUGGACGUGGCCAAGGCUGAAGCCAUCUGUGCCUUCGCUCCCCCCAGAGCCCACCACCUGGCUGUCCCCUGGAAGCCACUGUUUGUUGUAUCUUUCCACCACCCUUGCUUCCUGCUCCAUGGUGACCAUCCAGAUGAAGAGGAACCCACCAGUGAUGCCAAGGACACCUGGAAUUCUGUUUUCUGUUUUAAUUUUGAGGCCUAUCCACUCCUGGAAAAUAUCUCCCAAAAUUGUACCAUUCCCCAAGAGGACUCAACAGAGAACAUGGCAUUGCCACUGGAGAAAAGAUGUGAGCUUGUGCUCCAGAAGAGCUUCCAGAAGCUGCAGAGACCCCAGGUGAUGAAGGACCACGAGUGGACCCGGCUUCGCAGGUACUCCGUGCUGCUCCAGAGAGAGAACUUCCAGAAGUGACGCCACAAGGCCGCCUGGGGACUCCGAAGAGGCUUCUGCCUGGGCAGCCGCUGCCAGAAUGGAGGACA
Fukomys damarensis (Damara mole-rat) is the source of this 2489-nucleotide messenger RNA. RefSeq names its product WD repeat domain 93 (gene Wdr93). The record is from RefSeq and is a predicted model, not a curated record. Lineage: Eukaryota; Metazoa; Chordata; Mammalia; Rodentia; Bathyergidae. Gene Ontology annotation, molecular function: protein binding. Bases 292 to 2421 code for a protein of 709 amino acids. Gene Ontology annotation, biological process: electron transport chain. The transcript has 17 exons.